UGGCCGGCGUGUGGUGCGGUACGGUGCUGUGGAGUGGUGAGGCGUGCCGUGUACACUGAGCGAUGAGCAACUGCAACACGGGUGCGGGCGCCGCCAUCCUGUCAGCCCGCGCUGCCGCAGAAACAACACCUCUGCUCCGACCAGACAGACAUGCUGAUGAUGGUGAUGAUGCCAGUGGAGAUAAUCAGAGUUCCAUUAACUGGAGACGUCACCUGAAGAUAAGAUGCACCAACUCAGCACAAAUUUUCAACAUUAUUGCUCUGAGCAUUAUACUCUUUGGUGGUGUUAUUGUAUCAGUCUGGCUGUAUAUUGACAGACCUGGUAACACGCAGUCCUGUGAUGAAAGAUGUAUGUUACAUUUAACCACACGUCAGGACUGGGGUGCUGAGCCACCCAGAAAAAACGUUUCUCAAGGGGCACGACCAGCAGUAUAUGUCAUCAUCUCACACACUGUAACUUCCCCAUGUAAUUCAUCUGUAGCAUGCAAGUCUGAACUCAAGGCCAUGCAGUUAAAUAACUUCAAAAGAAAUUUUACUGACAUCAAGUACAGCUUUCUUGUUGGAGGAGAUGGGUACACUUACGAAGGUCGUGGCUGGGAAGCUGAGAAUGCCAUUGCACCACAUUUUGAUCCCACGUCUCUGGGAAUUGCCUUUAUUGGAAAUUUUGAGUCUGUUACUCCACCAGAAGAGCAGCUAAAUCAGGCAAAAUCAUUGAUAAAAGAAGCUCUUUACCAACGAAAGCUUUCACAUGAUUACAAACUGGUGGCCCACCGACAAGUCGCUCACACGAACAGUCCUGGAUUUGCGUUAUUCAGUAUUAUCAAAACCUGGAAACACUGGGAAAAUUGUUACAUGGAGAGCUGUUGAUGUUGCAUUUUAAGAUAAUGUCUAUGGCUAGCAUGAAUUCAUUAAUGAAUCAUUUUAGGCACACAGUUGUGUUUAUUAAUAUUCAUUAAUUCAUUUAUUUUAUUUAUUUAUUUAUUUACUUAUUUCAUAGACAAGUGGUCACUGUCCACAAGUGUCUUUUAAAUCGUAUCUAACAUGGUUGUUAACUUUUGUUUUCUAAUUAAAAGGAAAAAAAAGCAUGAAUUUGUAUUUUAUGAAUCAGUGUUCUGAUAGAACUUCCCUCAGAACAAUUUUAUGAUUUUGGUACAGUAAUUCUAAAUACAGCCAAAACCUGAUAUAAACUUGGAUCUUAAGCAAGACCUACAGGAAUUGCCUCAAGACAAAAUAUAUGGCCAGGCCUCAUAACAGCACCAUGUACUGUAAUUAUUAUGCAGCAUUAGAUGUAAGUAUGCCUGCAACCAACUGUCUACCAUCAUCCAUUGUCACCACCAAACUGUGUCUAACCACAAACUCAACUACCUACUGGCAGAACAUAGUGCACACGAUGACACCAAUUACUUCAGCAUUUGUUCCCAUACCCAUGCAAUUCGGAUCCUCUCAAGCAUGAUCUCAUCUGAAAUGCACAGGUGGGACUGUUCCUCUAGCACAUUUUCCAUUCCUGCAAUCCCCCUGUCCUUCCCCAAGUCCUAAAUCCCUAAUAGUUGUCAUUUUCAGUUGAGCAAAUACUUGAUAAUGAUGUGCUCUGUUACAUGUGUGUCUGCCAGCUAGCAGUCGUCUGUAGAUGAGAGGCUGCAUUUACACAGUUCAUGUAUUAGAAUAAAAUAAUUUAUUAUUUUAUUUGUAAUAAAACAGUUGUGAGAGUGUGACUGAAAACA
Messenger RNA from Schistocerca piceifrons (Central American locust), 1720 nucleotides. Its product is annotated as peptidoglycan-recognition protein SD-like. The transcript is spliced from 5 exons. Bases 63 to 866 code for a protein of 267 amino acids. Gene Ontology annotation, biological process: peptidoglycan catabolic process. The record is from RefSeq and is a predicted model, not a curated record. NCBI's taxonomy places the organism in Eukaryota, Metazoa, Arthropoda, Insecta, Orthoptera, Acrididae. Gene Ontology annotation, molecular function: N-acetylmuramoyl-L-alanine amidase activity; zinc ion binding.